This is a messenger RNA of Drosophila elegans, 2468 nucleotides long. RefSeq names its product venom dipeptidyl peptidase 4. The coding region runs from base 84 to 2342 and encodes 752 amino acids. Lineage: Eukaryota; Metazoa; Arthropoda; Insecta; Diptera; Drosophilidae. The transcript is spliced from 6 exons. The record is from RefSeq and is a predicted model, not a curated record. Gene Ontology annotation, biological process: proteolysis. Gene Ontology annotation, molecular function: dipeptidyl-peptidase activity; serine-type peptidase activity.
CAGUUGCUUCUUAGCAGCGCCGUUGAGUGCUACGUGUUGUGGGUGUCGCGGAUUUCAUUAGUUCAGUCUUGGCGGCCCUCACAAUGGCCGAAAAAUCGCUGUUGAUCACCGCCUUCUGUGUUCUCUGCGUCGCUUGUCUCCGUCCGUCGUUGGCGGCCGUAAUCGGACGGGCGGAGGAAGCGGGGGGCAACAAAACAGCGUGGAAUCUGACGGAGGCCCUAUACGGUUCCUCCGGGCUCCGGGGCUUCAACGGCACCUGGAUAACAGAUGAGGAGUUCUAUUAUACCGCCUCAGACAGAUCCAUCCACAAAUUCAACGCGGCCACUAAAACGGACGUCAUUUUCCAAAACUCCUCGUUUCUGAACAACUAUGUGGGGGCAACUUUCUCGCUCUCACCAGAUAACACGAAGAUCCUGAUCCGGCACAACCUCACGGAGAAGUUUCGACACUCGUACAUAGCCCAGUAUGACGUGUUCGAUAUCGAGAGCAACACCACCGUCCAAAUCCACAAGGGUGAAAAGCUGCAGUACUGCGGAUGGUCGCCGCAGCGGGAUCGCUUGGCUUACGUCUACCUCAACAAUGUGUUCAUCCACUUCAGCGAGAAAAUGGAGGUCAGCAUCACGGACGACGGGGUGGAUGGAGUGGUGUACAAUGGAGUGCCCGACUGGGUCUACGAGGAGGAGGUCCUGAGCAGCGGUAGCGCCCUGUGGUGGUCGGCGGACGCCACCAAGCUGGCGGUGGGCUUCUUCGACGACACCGAGGUGGAGACCUUCAACUACUUCCUGUACGGCGACGGGACCAGCACCUUCUAUCAGUACCCGCACGAGGAGCACCUCAAGUACCCCAAGUCGGGCUCCAAAAACCCAGUGGUGAGCUUACGCGUCUACGACGUGACCGACAACGAUCCCACCAUGUACCCCAUCGUGGCGCCCGUGGAUGUUGUCGGAAGCGAUCACAUCCUACAGAACGUUGUGUGGUCCAACCAGACGCACCUGCUCAUCACCUGGAUGAAUCGGCGGCAGAACCGCGCCUCAAUUCAGAGCUGCAGCUCCCAAGGCGUCUGCACAGAGGUGAAGCGACUGGAGGAGCCGCUCGGCUGGGUGGAUAUCAGCACACCCAAGUGCCUUAGCACCGGCAAGAGCUGCAUCUUCAGAUACUUCAUAGACAACUGGCACCAAGUGUGGAACCUGGACCUGCAGACCGGACUCAACAGCUGGCAGUUGCGCGGUAACUUCACCGUUUUGACCGUCUAUGGAUACGAUGAAGCGAGGGAUAAACUCUACUACCAAGCCACUCUGCCCGGAGAUCCCUCUGUGUACCAUGUGUACGGCAACGACGAGUGCCUUAGCUGCUCCCAAGUCGAUGCGGAGGGCGUGGCCUGUCGCUCUGCUUCUGCCACCUUCAGCAAGUCAUUUUCCUACUACACACUUUCCUGCAACGGACCGAAUCCGAGCUACACGCAGAUCUUCGAGGCCACCACGAACAGACUUCAGGUCGACUGGGAGCCAAACACGGCGUACCGCAAACAGUUGGAGCAGAAGUUGCGUCCCAGCUACCACUUCUUGAAUGUCACCCUGGCCGAUGGAACCAUCGGCAUCGCCAAGCUGGCCCUUCCGCCCAACUUCGAUGCGGCCAAGAAGUACCCACUGAUCGUGGUUGUGUACCAGGGACCCAACUCGGUCCGAGUAACCAACGGAUUUACGUUGGGUUAUGAGGCGUUUGUCACGACCUCCAGGGAUACGAUUUACGCGUAUAUUGACGGACGCGGUACAGGCAACAAGGGCAAGGACCUGCUCUUCGCGGUCAACAAUGAUCUGGGCGAUCACGAGGUCGAGGAUCAACUGUUCGUCACUCGCUGGAUGCAACAGAAUCUGGCCUACGUGGAUGCCGAACGGUGUGGCAUUUGGGGAUGGAGCUACGGUGGCUACAUGACGGCUAAGACCAUCGAGAAGGAUAACGAUCGGAUCUUUCAGUGUGGAGUUUCAGUGGCUCCAGUCACUUCAUGGCUGUACUAUGAUACGAUUUAUACCGAGCGCUACAUGGGCCUUCCUACUGACGAUGACAACCUACAGAAAUACAACGAAAGCAGUGUGUUCCGGAAUCUGGAAAACUUCAGGACCCAUGAUUUCCUGUUGAUUCACGGGUCCGGAGACGACAAUGUCCACUACCAGCACUCAUUGUUGCUGGCCAAAUUGCUGCAAAGACAUGAUAUUCAGUUCCAAGAGCAGACCUAUACCGACGAAAACCAUGGAAUCGGCAAUGCCCUGCCUCACUUGUACCAUACCAUUGAUGCCUUCUGGACCAACUGCCUUAACCUAGAUGUCUACGAAGACUCGGAAUAGUGAGAAUAGCUGUUAGCGAUCUAGUCAAUCACAAGUAUUUGAAUAAAAUGACUUUGUAUUUUUGUAUCCAAUUCUGUUAAAACUUUUGUUAAAUGUUUAAAGUAUAAUGAUGAGAUAAACAACAAA